Messenger RNA from Myotis lucifugus (little brown bat), 1177 nucleotides. RefSeq names its product family with sequence similarity 24 member A (gene FAM24A). The record is from RefSeq and is a predicted model, not a curated record. The transcript has 3 exons. Lineage: Eukaryota; Metazoa; Chordata; Mammalia; Chiroptera; Vespertilionidae. The coding region runs from base 871 to 1170 and encodes 99 amino acids.
CAACAACUAAUAAUCUGAACAAUAAAGAUUUAUUUAAUAAAAAAUAAAUAAGUAUAGUGUAAUAAAUACAUCAGUUGAUAACAUAGUUGUUUAUUUUCAUUAUCAAGUACUAUGUACUGUACAUAGUCAUAUGUGCUGUACUUUUAUACACCUGGAACAGCAGUAGGUUUGUUUACACCAGCAUUGCCACAAACGUAAAUAAAUUAUGUCACGCCGUCACUAUGUGAUAGGAAUUUUUUAGCUUCCUUAUCAUGUAGAUCACCAUCAAACAAGCGGUCCAUUGAUUAUUUUUAGAGAGAGUGGGAGAGUGGGGGAGAGACACAGAGAAGGAAACAUUGAUGUGAAAGAGACAUAUCGAUUGGUUGCCACCUGGGCCUGGGGAGUGAGCCUGCAACCGAGGUUCGUGACCUGGACGGAAUCGAACCUGGGACCCUUUAGUCCACGGGCCAUGCUCUAACCACUAAUCAAACCAGCGAGGGCUAGCACUGAACUAUUAAGUAUUAAGAGUUUUUAGCUUCCCACAUUUGUCUUUUUCUUUUAAUUUUAAAAUUGAAAUCUUAAACUUGCUUUUGAUCAACAAAUUCUGAAAAUAAGGGGAAAUACAACCGAAAAGGUCAAAACUUAGAAUUCAGUGAUUCAAAAUAGCAUUUCUGCUUCCUGGGGGCUGAACUCUAAGUACAAUGGAACAGAAUUCAGAACCCCAGGGCGGAGCCGGGGGGCCGAGCGGUGAUGUCACAGCCCGCUGCGCGGAAGCUGGAGCUGGACCAUGGCUGGGCCUCGGACCGCACUCCGCACAGGAUGAAGCCAUAGCUCCCUUCUUCUCCAGUGGCAGGCUCGACCUUUCGCGGCCUUUGACUGAGUGCCGGGAAGAUGUUUGACAUCAGGAUCAUGACGGCCGUCGGGGUCGCCUUGCUGAUCGCCAUAGUCCUGCUGAUGUUCUGUGUCACCAGCCUUCUAUUCAAACUGACCAGCAUAUUGAAAGCUCCAAAGCUACCGGUGUGUUUGGUUCUAAAAAGUGUCCCGUCCAUGGUCACCAGGGACAAGAUCGCCGCAGCCUCGUCCAUCACCGCCAGCUGCUACCCUGGCCUCCAGCUCUACGACGAGUGUCAGCUGUGCGCUGACUCCAAGUCCCUGCCGCCCGGCUUCUGCGACGUGAGCGAGGGGCUCUGACCGGCGG